AUGCAAAUUGAAGUUCCGGAGUAUGGCUCUGCAGAUGUGCUUCGUGUCGGUUCCCUUAAUCCAGACACACUCCACUUGGCAGAUGACGAAGUACUUGUGCAAAACACUUACGCUGGUGUAAACUUCAUAGACACCUAUUUCCGUUCUGGACUCUACAAGAAGCCUCAGUUGCCCUUUAUCCCUGGUGAAGAAGGUGCUGGAAGGGUCGUGCGAACCGGUGCCGCUGUGCAGACGCCCACCGUUGGGGAUCGGGUGGUGUAUUUCGGCAGUGUGACGGGGUCGUACGCCACUCACACAAUUGUGAAGGCACCGCAGGCGGCAGUGCUGCCAGACGACGUGGACGACAAGACCGCGGCGGCGCUUUUCUGUCAGGGACUCACCGCACAUUAUCUCUCGCACGACAGUUACGCCUGCGGCCCAAACACGAGGGCACUCGUGCACGCCGCAGCGGGCGGUACGGGGCUGUUGUUGUGUCAAUUGGCGAAGAUGCGCGGGGCGGUCGUCGUGGGUGUUUGCCGCGGGGCCGCGAAGGCCGAACUCGCCCGCCGCGUUGGUGGUGUCGAUCACGUCAUUGACAGCAGCACCACCGCCGACUGGGCGGCCGCCGCGCGGGAAAUUGUGCCCGACGGCUUUGAUGUUGUGUACGACGGCGUUGGGAGAGAGACGUUUGACGGCAGUCUCGCAGUGCUGCGGCCGCGGGGUUUUAUGAUAUCUUUUGGUAAUGCCAGCGGGGCGGUUGAGGGCGUCACGCCGCUGCGGCUCAUGCAGGCGGGGAGUGUUUAUCUGCAGCGACCAACGUUGGGGGAUUACAUACGAGAUCCUGCAGAGAAGGCAAGGCGGCUCCAUGAUCUAUGGAGUUGGGUGAGGGAAAAGAAGUUGCAAAUGACGUGUGGACGAGAGUUCCCUCUCAAGGCUGCCGCAGAUGCACACAAGUACUUGGAAAGCAGACAGUCAACAGGUAAAAUCAUGUUGCAGUGUAAAUCAACAGAGUGA
Messenger RNA from Trypanosoma theileri, 993 nucleotides. Its product is annotated as putative quinone oxidoreductase. Gene Ontology annotation, cellular component: cytoplasm. Gene Ontology annotation, molecular function: quinone reductase (NADPH) activity. Gene Ontology annotation, biological process: cellular response to oxidative stress. The coding region runs from base 1 to 993 and encodes 330 amino acids. The transcript has a single exon. Lineage: Eukaryota; Euglenozoa; Kinetoplastea; Trypanosomatida; Trypanosomatidae. The record is from RefSeq and is a predicted model, not a curated record.